Messenger RNA from Rasamsonia emersonii CBS 393.64, 1977 nucleotides. RefSeq lists its product as uncharacterized. The record is from RefSeq and is a predicted model, not a curated record. The coding region runs from base 1 to 1977 and encodes 658 amino acids. The transcript has 2 exons. Lineage: Eukaryota; Fungi; Ascomycota; Eurotiomycetes; Eurotiales; Trichocomaceae.
AUGGGAAAGCCUCCAGCAGUGGUCAUCAUCGCCAGACACGGCGCACGGAUCGACGCCGUCGACAAAAAAUGGCAUCUUACUUCCCCAACCCCCUACGACCCUCCUCUAACCUACGGCGGCUGGACCCAAGGACGCGCGCUCGGUGCCCGUAUUGCCAGUCUGUUACAGGCUCGAGAGGAAUCUGUCCAUGAUCAUCAUACCCAAGUGUCGAGCAGCUCGAACGGAGCCGAGAACGGCACAAUCGAAACAGCAAAUUCGGGGCAGGACACCCACACGCACCAUGUAACCACAACGAGGGUUCGGAAGCAUAAGGUCAUCAUCCAUUCUUCUCCAUUUCUCCGGUGCGUCCAGACGGCCAUCGCAAUCAGCGCGGGAAUGAGCCAGUACCACCGGGCAUCCAAGAAUAAUAUUGUGAAACCUGUUAGUGAUGCAUCGCCCUCUCCAGAAUCUGUACCGGAGGAAGUUUCACGAAAAUCGACUCCUGUGAUUCUACCGGAGGAUAAUGUAGUGCCGCUUGCGGAGGAGAAGAAGGGGAACAACAAAGCAGCUUCGCAAAAAGCAUUCCCUAAGACUCGCCUUCGAAUCGACGCGUUUCUGGGCGAGUGGCUUUCUCCAGAAUAUUUCGAAGAUAUCACCCCGCCACCAAGUUCCGUGAUGAUGGUGGCAGGUGCGAAAUCAGAACUGCUGAGACGCGGUGAGGGCAUACACCGGACUCACGAUUCUGGCAGCAAGUCCAUCUCGGGGCAUUUCCCUGGGGGUUGGCAAAGCAACUCGAAUCCUACAUCUCCCGCACAAGAAGAUGACGAGGGGCGAUUCCGAAAUAUGGCCGCUAUGGCCAAUUCUCUUGCCAAACAAGGACGACCAGGAAGCCAUGAUGGUCAAGUCGGGUCGACUACCAAAACCCCCACCAUCCGGGACAUACUAUCCAGGAGAGCGGCGCAUGGGAACGAGGAUUCUAGCCAGGGUUAUAUUCCACCGUCUCCAUCCUAUGCGAUAUCGUCGUCAGACCCUAUACCGGCUGGCUAUGUCGCCCACGCAAGAGACGCCUGCGUAGACGUGGAUUAUCAGUGGGACAGCAUGCGGGAGCCGCACAACUGGGGCAGUGGCGGGGAAUAUGGCGAAGAAUGGAGCGCGAUGCAUUUGCGCUUCCGCAAUGGUCUGCAGAGCAUGAUAGACUGGUACAGGAAACAGGAUCGUCCUCAUCCCCACCAUCAUAAGGAAGACUCCGACGAAGAUUUCACAGAUGUUGUGUUGAUUUUGGUGACCCAUGGGGCUGGAUGUAAUGCCCUGAUCGGGGCCUUGACCAAUCAGCCAGUGCUGUUAGAUGUGCCAAUGGCUUCCUUGACAAUGGCUGUUCGGAAAGAUAUCAUCGAAGGCAAGGACGCUGCCCAGUAUAUUGCGGAGAAGAAAGAGCGACAGCAAGACGAACAGAAUCGCCGGUCUUCGCUCGACUUGUCUCUCUCUCAAGAAUAUGAUGUUUCUUUGAUCGCCUCGGUCGAACACCUUCGAGCGGAAUCGGACCAGCCACUCGCUAUUCCCCAGUUGCCAGCUCCAACUGUCCACCGCUCCUCUUCAAUAUCUGCGUAUCGUCACCGUCCGGUCAGCUCUAAUGGACCUUCUUUCAAAUUCAAGGACUCGGCGGAACCUCGUGGGAUGAGCCUCCAAAGGUCGGCAACCACUAAGUCCCAGCACUCCUCUCGCUGUACCGCUGGCUUGUGGGGUUCCUCGUCUCUGGCGACUGCGGAGAACUCGGCAGAAUCUGGUGAGAGCGAUGGGGAGAAGAUUGUCCCUAACUUUGGCCAGCCGGCUUCGGCCAGCAGUUCUUCCAAGCCGGAAAAUUCCGAAAACAAAUCGCAGACUGCAAAUCCUGCUUCAGAACGGCCCAAGUCGCAGCGCGGACUGUGGAGCAGUGCGGUUAUCGCGCAGGAACGCGAACCGAUCCAGAAGCGAAGGUGGACGGUUACUGAGCGUCGCUAA